This is a messenger RNA of Pocillopora verrucosa, 3772 nucleotides long. Its product is annotated as tectonic-2. The record is from RefSeq and is a predicted model, not a curated record. Lineage: Eukaryota; Metazoa; Cnidaria; Anthozoa; Scleractinia; Pocilloporidae. Gene Ontology annotation, biological process: cilium assembly.
AAGAUGGCGGCGUCCGCCAGAGGAAUAUUAAUUCUCGACCCAGAGCUGUGAAGUUGUCUCCGUAGCAGUCAAAAGGAUGACUAAACUAUGGUUUUUGUUAACGUUUGCAUUUUUUUCGAAAUACUUUCUGCAAUCGGUGUCUGGAGCGGAAGUAAAUAUCAACUUGACAGACUUCCAAGGAGGUGUAGUUGUUAUACCUGAGAAUGAUCAACAAGGAACAUUAAGAGUACAGUUGACAGAAGCAAAUAUUUCUACACCUGUCACAGUCAUUUGCAGCACUUUGGACACUGGUCCUGGCUUGACAAGUGUAGAAUUUACAAACUCCACAGUGCCUGUUGGUGAAACAGAAGUUAAUGUUACAUUCAGGAUAAUAUCACCUGGUCGACCUGUUACAAUUCAGUGUUCAGGACAGAGUCAAGGAAACAACUCACAGUAUACAUUUUCUGAAUCAAGGGGAAACAAUGUGUCACUGCAUGUUACUAAAGCACCAACUGUUCAUGUAUGCCCAGAUGUUAUAUUGCUAAAAAGAUAUCUUCCAAAAUCAUCUUUCCAAGUGCAGUUCAGUGAGAAGAUUAAAGAUUUACCAGUUGUUGUCCAGUGUACUCCUGUUGAGGCAGAUGGUGGCCCUUCAGUGCUACAGAUAAAGUUUACAGAGACAAGAGUUGAUCCUGGUGCUGUCACAGCUCAGGUGUCUUACGAGCUUGUAUCAGUUGGUAACCCUGUGCAAGUGAUAUGUAGAGCAGAGUCCUUUAACAUGACAGUGUCACCAGUAUCCUCAGCGGUCAAUGAGGCUACCAGCAGAGUAAGUGGGACUUCUGUGACUGCAGCUUCACUGACAAGUGUACCAUUAGCAACAGCAUCAGUGACUGCAGGUGGAACUAGAAAGAGAAGGAGUGUUGAUGUUGUCUCUCCUGACAGAGUAGUGCGUCAGUACUUUUUCAACAAUUCAGCAGGACCAACUGUAACGUUUGCUGUUGAUGUUUCCCCUUUGCGGAUUCUCCCUCCAGUGGGCUUCAUCCGGGCUCCUAGCGGGAGAUUUAGCGCGGUCUUGGUACUGGACAAACCAGCUGAGGACCUCGUGGACGUCACGUGUUCAAUAGACGUUUUACCACUUGGAACAGAUUUACAGAAUACAUCAGGAGUGUGUUCCAUUCCUAGUAAAGAUGAAGUAAAAUUUGCUAACAGUACUGUGAAACUAAACAAGAAAGACAUCCAAUUCCAAAAAGGCGAGUUAUUCCAGACUUUAGAAUUAACUUUGAGUAGAAGUCCUGCGUGGCGCACGGAAGGCCUGGUGCGAAUCACUUGUUGUGGUCAGGCCACAGGAUUGAGCUUUCUAUACGUCAACCGGUCAGCGGAGGCCUUCAUUUGGGUUGAACUGCGCAAACUUCAACCCAUAGACCGGAGCAGUAUAACAAGUGGCGUGAGAAAGAGCACCUUGGUCUCUGAUAUAGAUCUGACUUGUCCUUGUAAUUUGAAGGAAGCGGUUUGUGACACGGGAUGUUGUUGUGAUCAGGACUGCAGCGAUGUCGAAAACGGAAGUUCAACUUGUAUCCCAGGAUUCUUUGGAGGCGCCACAUCAGAGAAGCCAUUUCAAUUUAGCUGCCAGGCCUCCUGGCCCGACUCUACUGAUUGGCAACCUUUCUUGUGCGUAACCAUUAACAACAACCCUCUGAUUGGUUACUUUUACAACCUGACCUCCCCGCCCUUAGCACAGGAUUCCUCUGGGUUUAACACACUAUCCGCAAAAAGAAAGAGAGAAGCAUUUACGUUCUCAGAAAGCGAAGAACGGCAAACGAGUAUUUCAAGUGGGUUUUACACUGCAGGAACAACAAUUAAAACAGCUACAAACACUGAAGAUAAAAAUUACGCAAGAGCUACACUAGGUGUCCUUUCUUUGCCACAAUCUGUCUUUAACGGUUUAUGUGUCCAGAAUGCAGCUGUAAGGUUUCUGAAAGACGUGUCGUCUGGAUGUGUUUUUGAAUCUGAGGAGUCUCUUUGUAAUUCGCAGUCACCGUGGAGCGCGUUAAAUUAUUUAAUGCCAAAUAAACUUAGUCAACCAGCGUGUCCAUUGCCCCCGGCAGUCCUGGCAGAGGGAAGCUUAGGCGACACUGUAGGGGAAAUACCUGUGAUAGCAAGUACGGAAGUACAGUAUUUCUGUAUUUCAGAUGCCAUUGACAGUGUUUCCACGACGGCUCAGAAAUUGGGAGAAGCAAGGUGUGACUUUGAUGACGGCGACUCUUUACCCCCUGCUCCAUUUUUUAACAAAACAACGAGAACCUGCUCUAAUGUAGUAACGAAAGUCGAAUACGAGUUUACUUGGUAUGGAAGGCGAAUUGACGCAGUACAAGCGCAAAUUACUCUUGGUAGCGUUGCGAUUCCAUUUGUUAGAGAUAUGGUUCAGCUAGUAACAUCCGAUACUUUCAUCAACACUGUCGGCCAGAACUUUUCCGUCAGAUUUCUUCACGCGUUGCGAAACUCUUCAAACUCCUCAAGCGUUCGUCAAACUCCAGUUCAGCGCUCAGGGAACCCAGGCUAUGUACUUGGUCGUCCAGUGCUGGGCCGCCUACUGAACAGCACAGGACAGGUCACCGCUGGAAAAAUCCAACUUUGGUCACCAAGCUCUGAUGGUCUGUGCGCGGGUUCAACCCUCACCCCAGUCCAUUAUGGAGAGGAUGCCUUUUCAGGGUGUUUGGUUAGAUUAUCAUUCGAUGACAUCAGCAACUGUUCUUUGUUACGCGAAACAAUAUUGACUCAUCAGGCUAGUCUGAUUCAAGCCACCCAUGUCGGUCGCAGUGGCAACGCUGACCUAGAUGUUCCUGACGAUUGGCUUCCAGUUAUAAGAGAACCGAUAACCAACAACUCAGGCGAGGUAUCAGAAGACGGAACUUGUUCUGGAGUCCCUAGUGGGCUGUCAAUUGAGAUGCUGGUAACUGAAGCUGGGAAAUACGCAGGAGUGCCUCAGAUGGAAAUUGUGGGAACAAGAAUCAUAUACCAGUACACUACCUGGCGACUUAGUUGUGUCAGCGGUUACGGUGUGAGUUGUUCUGCACCAGUAACAAACACAAUUGUUAAACAAGUAGUGCUCAGCCCCUCUGCCAUCACUCCGACAGCAGCAAGUUCAUUGGUCAGCGUCAAUAUUUCUAACUCAUCGGUUACACUAGCCAAUCAGAACUCAAGUAAAACGGAAAACGGCACGAAAAACGGCACGGAAAACGGCACGGAAACGAGGGAGUAUACCCCUCUUUUCCAAAACUUUAUGUUGAAAAGCUCGGUUGUUUUCAUCAAGGUUCCCUCCGUAAAACCGCAGCCGGUAAAAAGGACGGUGGAUCUCAGUGGAAUAUGUUACAGAGAUGUCUGCAAAGAAGAGCUGUUUUUUCCAUUAACAGAAGCUUAUCAUGGAGAGCCUCGUGAUAAGGCUAUUGCUCUGUCUCUGUUUCUUAUAUUUUUGGCUCUGGUUACCUUUGCUGUGACAAAGCCCUGGGGAUAGCGUACUGUUACUCUUGGUACCUCAGAGUGGUUUCAGUGUGGUCGAGUCGUAGUCAAGGAUAGGGUGGUCGAGCUUGGUAAUUGUCUUAGUACACACGUUCCAAGCAACGAGGAGGAUUUUGUAGCGCGCAAAUCAAAUGCUCUGUUCUUCAACGUAAAUAAUGUCAGAUUGCGUAAGAUCUAAACGCCCACAUCGGUGGUGAGUAAGGAAGCAAGUUGCGAAGGAAUCUUCUGGAAGGGUUACCAACAACAAGACUUGGUGCGGUAAGGAUACGAAAGAGCGAGU